GGACCUAGCAGGAAUAUGUGGGGAAAAUACAGGAGGAGGCAGCACAGGUCCAGCAAGACUAUGAAUCUCUGUUCCAAAUGCUUUGCUGAAAAAAGAAAUCCACACAACGAAAAAGAUUUCCAAAAGAAGCAGACAGAUGAUGACUCCACUCCCAGCACAAGCAACAGCCAAUCAGAUUUGUUCUCUGGAGAAACAAACAGUGACAACAGCAAUACCUCUCUAACUACGCAGACUGUUAACUCCAACCAGCAACUUUCGACAGAACUGAAUGUAACUUCACUGAGCAAAGAGGAAUGUGGGCCAUGCACAGGUACAGCUCAUGUCUCCUUAACCACACCAACCAAAAGAUCCUGUGACUCAGAUUCACAGUCGGAGAGUGAGGCUUCUCCUGUGAAACGGCCACGACUACUGGAGGACAGUAAUGACAGGCCUGAGGAAACCAGUCGAUCUAAACAGAAGAGCAGACGCAGGUGCUUCCAGUGCCAAACAAAACUGGAGCUAGUACAGCAGGAACUGGGAUCAUGUCGCUGUGGUUACGUGUUCUGUAUGUUACAUCGCCUACCCGAACAACACGACUGCACAUUUGACCAUAUGGGACGUGGCCGUGAGGAAGCCAUUAUGAAAAUGGUGAAACUGGACCGGAAAGUAGGGAGAUCGUGCCAGCGCAUUGGCGAAGGGUGUUCCUGAGUGCAAGACUCUGCAACCAAAUGCUGUUCUCUUAGUUCACUAAUGUUAGCCUUAUUUAGGACAAAAUCAGCCAGACACCUUGUACUGGGCAAGUUUCAGACUACAGCCAAUCAGUUUCCUUUCUUUAGCCAACCGUCCUGGUACUGUAGUUUAGGGGUUGAUGGUGGUUGAAAUUGAUUUCUGGCUGGUUAUUAAGGUGCCUGCUAGCCACUGAAUAAAAUUAAAACAUGAAGAAAUACUUUCUCGAGCAUGGCUAGUGGAUUUAAACAAAACAAAUAAUCCAAAGGCUUCUAUUAUUGCUGGAGUCACUUUCAAAGCCUUAUGCUGGAAAUCUUCCAGCUACAGAGUUAAAACAAGGAGCUGAAUAGAAGCUGAUGUAAAAGUUUGCUAUGCACAUAGCUUUCAGACAAACUGUGUUUAAUGUGCAGCCUUUCACCUCUUCCCUUCUAAUUAAUCCUGACAAGGUUGAAACUCCACUAAGAGCAGCCACUGUAGCUGCUAUGCCCAGAAGACCUGAUUGGUCACUCAUGCCUUCAUCCCGUGUGGCUUCUGAGGUUAGGCCGUGUCACCAGCAUCAGGGAUUCUGACAGGGCGGGCAUGUCUUUCUGGUUCUUCCAGGAAGCCAAAAAGAGAGGGGGACAGAGAUUCUUAUGAAAAACUUUUAUAUCUAACUUGCUAUGGAGAACCUGGAUUUUUUUUUUCCGUUUAAAUAAUCUCACUUAAAGCGAACACCAUCCCAGAGCAGUAACCUGUAUGCAUUUUCUACAUGGCAUCUUCAGAAUUUCUAAGGGUUGUGUGAACAGAUUCCAUGGUUGUGGUAAACGCUGACCAGUGCAGCCGUUCACACCAGUGAAACCUGAUUGGCUCUUGUUUGCCUUUUGCUAAGUGCAGGUAUCUGAUAAUUGAUCAAAUAAGGCUAAUUCACAGCACAGUAGCCAUGGCUGGAUUCUACAGACUGACUUUCUGUAGCUAGACAUAUAUAUUGGGGAAAAAAGGACAUUUUGUAGCAAACGGAAUUCAGUAACAGUAUUGGGGAACAACCAGGAAAGCACCCUUUAUCAACUUGAGUUCGUACUCCUCGCUUCCAGAGUGUUAACAAGAUAAUCAAAUGGGCUAUGUCAGCCUUGUUCCUAUGCAGCUGAAUGCUCUCAUGAAAAUAUCUGCCCGCAUCUAUUGCAAAGCAAGUGUAGCAAGUGAAUGUGAAAAGCAUUACAUGGAAUAGACAGCACUGGAUCUGUUGUUCAGACCUAUGGUUCUGUAUUGCGGUCUGUCAUAUUGAGCUGAACUGCACAGAUCUCGUUAGUUUGUAGCAAAAAAUAUUUCAGCAUGUCUCCUGCUGCAGACAAAGUUUAUGCAGGUACAGAGGAUUUGUGUUGAUGCGGCUUGGUCUAGUCCUGUGUGGAUUUUGUUUCCCAACACAAAUUAAUAAGGCAUUAACAAUCAGGUAAUUCAGUAGGACAUCUGGGAUAGGGAAGGACUUUGUAUUGUCUUGAAAUAUUGGGCAGGUGUAAACCAUUCAAGAGGUGACAAUGAAUUGUCACUCCGAAAACUGGUGUGUGUGGGGUGGGGGGAGGGGAGAGCCGAAGUCAUCCUGUAUUCUCUUUGUUUUAAAAGUAAAUGAUUCCUUACAGGCCAAAUUAUACUGUUAUUUUGGUAGCCGGCUAGAAGCAUUUAACAAGGAGACAAUUUAAAUAUAUACUCAGCAUCUGACUGUAUUAGUGUAAAUUAACCCUGAAGCAAAUCAGAAAUGUCCCAUCAUUAUAAAAUGCAAGCUAUGGAAAAGGCUAACUGAGUUUGUUUGGAGGUUUUUUUAUUAUUAUUAUCCCAAACUAUGAAAUUGGCAGUAGAAAUUCCAGCGACAUGCUGUAUUUUCAGGAAAUGUUCCCACCUCAUCCUGGUGAGAGGGACAAUGCGAGGAUAUUCUUUACAUUUGCCAUGAGUUUAAAAACCAUGAAUUUCAGCUGCUGCUGGGAUAGGCACUUUCUUUUCCUCUCAAAUCCUAGCAUAGCAUUUGAUGGGCAUUCUGAUUUAUACGCGAGACUUUUCCACAUUAAUACUGAAGAUGCUAUUUGUUCUUCCUUAAUCUUUUCUUUAACCCUGUUACAGGUGCAUAGUUGGUUUCAAGGUGGCUCUUGAGAGAACACUACUCAUAGUUUAUGUGGGUUAUGGACAAUGUUCACUUUAAAAAAAAUUAAAAAGUGGGGGGAAGGGUUGUUCCUUUGCAGUAUCUGUUCUGUGAAGUUUGUUAAACGUAAAGAAAGCUUAAGUUCUUGUAUCUUUAAAGAAAAUCUUAUUUAACCCUUUUGUGUUCUAGAUUUACUUACACAUGUAGCCUAGAGCUCAGUUUUAGUUUAACAUUGUGAAAAUAUUAAAAAAAAAAAAAUCUUGUAACUUUAUUCUUUUUCCUCCUGCUAAAAAAAAAAUUAAACCAAUCAGAUUAAAGUUUGAAUUCCUUUCUGACUAUUCCAACAAGGAUUGUGAUCUGCACUGUUUCUGCUAAGGUUUGUGUAUGAAAUGUGAAUAAGGGAAAAAUCAGGCACUGGGCUAGUGAUUAUAGUUGAUGGGGAGCGGACAGCAUGCUUUUUUGCCAGUCUCUGGGGUUGGCACUAAUGCAGGGUUCAAGGUUAGCCAUUUCUUUUAUAAGCAAAUCUUAUUAAGUCUGCUGUAACUUCAGUAUUGGAAAAUAACAUUUUGAGGGUAGUUACUUAUACCAAUCAAAGGAAUUUCUUUGCUCCUAAGUCCUCUACACAGAGUGCUGCGCUGUUACAGCGGCAGGUAGAUAAAGAAUGUCCUCUAAAGUACAUUUUUGAUUAAUUUGGACAGGUUUCCACUCCCUCCCCCACUCACCUAUAGUAGCUGUCUUCUGAAUGCGAAGUUCCAUAGUUUAUGGAAUGUGUUCGUAAUUGGUAAUUAGCUGAUAGACUGCAUAGCUUGGAUUUUACCCAUCAUUUAGAUGUCUAAAAACACAGCCAUUUGAAUACCAGUAGUAUGUUUUAAGCACAUAGAUGGAAUGUCAGGAUGGAAUUUGGCUAAUUUCUUUAAAUUCAGUUUGUCAUUGAAAUGAUGCUUGAAAAUCAUGGGAUGUGUACCCCUAUUUCCCCCCCUCCAAUGAACACAGUGCUUUCAAACA
Molecule: messenger RNA, 3817 nt
Organism: Alligator sinensis (Chinese alligator)
Lineage: Eukaryota; Metazoa; Chordata; Crocodylia; Alligatoridae
Gene: ZFAND3
Product: zinc finger AN1-type containing 3
Exons: 7
Coding region: 16-687 (223 amino acids)
Molecular function (GO): zinc ion binding
Source: RefSeq, a predicted model, not a curated record